This is a messenger RNA of Prunus armeniaca (apricot), 2058 nucleotides long. The record is from the annotation of a GenBank genome assembly. NCBI's taxonomy places the organism in Eukaryota, Viridiplantae, Streptophyta, Magnoliopsida, Rosales, Rosaceae.
AUGGUAGGCAAUGGCAUAACACACAAUGUGGCUACCAAGGUGGCCUCAGUAGUUACUACUGCUCAGAACCACAUUGCAGGUCAUGAGCUUAGCCUGUUUGCCAUGUCUGACCAAAAAAUCUUAGAGCAAAUUUAUGGAACUCAUGUUCAUGCUGAUGAAUCCUUUGACGAUGAUUCUCUUUUUGUCAUCGUUGAGAACAUCCUCAAGCGAGCAACCCAAAUUGUUGACAAAAUCGUGCAGGGUACCCAAGUGCAUGUUGAAAACAUAGAAGAGAAGACCCCCAAACCAGGCUUCAGUACACCAUUGUGCACACUUAAGUCAAUAGCCUCCGAGAUGCAAUGCAAGCCUCCAGGUGAGGAAGUUGCGCACCGCACAACCCUGGCAAUACUGAACAAGCUAUCAAGCUAUUCAUGGGAAGCAAAGGCAGUGCUGACUCUAGCAGCUUUUGCAAUGGAAUAUGGGGAGUUCUGGCUCCUUGCCCAGCUUCACGAAUCGGACCGACUUGCCAAAUCAAUUGCAAUCCUGAAGCGAGUCCCUGUCCUCCUCAAGCACUCAGACCUGCACAAAAGAAGACAAGCAGUGCUUGAGCUUAAUAAUCUGAUCAAGGCUACAUUGCAAGUGAUUGAGUGCAUCGAUCAGUUCGAUAAGCUUUCUAGCUACGACCCGAAAGAUGUGCCAGGAUUAGCAAUUGCAAUGGACCAUAUUCCAGUGGAUGUGUAUUGGGCUAUUAUGACUGUUGUUGCUUGUGCAACUAAGGUCACUAUUCUCACCAGUGAUGAGGUCAAGGACCAUGAUCUAGCCCCGUUUGCUCAAAAAAUCCACUAUGUCCUAAACAAGCUUAAGAUCCAGCUAAUAGUUUGCAGAAAACAAAUUGAGGAGGCAGAGGCUUACCGGAGGAUAAGGAAAACCUUCCAAACUCCUACUGAGAUUAUGGAGGUUUUCAAGGCCCUCAUCUUUACCAAGGACAAUGUCCAGCCACUCAUUGAUGGUUCUACUAAACAAAUGGUUAAAAUCGAUAUACUAAGGAGGAAGAAUGUGCUGUUGUUCAUUUCAAGCCUGGACAUCUCCGAUGAUGACAUUUCUAUCCUCAAACCCAUCUAUGAGUUCACCAAGAAAGAGAACCAGCAUAAGAUUGUCUGGGUUCCAGUUGUCGAGCACUGGACCGAUGACCUGCGAAAGAAGUUUGAGACCCUGAGGCUGAAGAUGCCAUGGUACACAGUGCAGAACCCUGCACCCAUAGCCGGCAUCAGGUUCAUCAAGGAGGAGUGGAACUUCAAGGGUAAGCCUGCACUGGUGGUGAUGAACCCACAAGGAAAGGUCGAGCAUUCCAACGCUCUCCACAUGAUUCGGAUAUGGGGAGUUAAGGCCUUCCCUUUCACAAAGGCAACUGAAGAAGAACUCUCACAUUCUCACGGAGAUAGAUGGGUUGGCAAUGUAGUCCAGGACAUUCACCCAUCUCUUCCCAACUGGAUCAAAGAGGAGAAGUACAUCUUCUUCUAUGGAGGCAAAGACAACGACUGGAUUCAGCAAUUCACCAAGAAAGCAAGUGCCCUCGCAAACGACCCCGUUUUCAAGGAAGCAAAGAUUCACAUCGAGUUGUUUUGUGUGGGGAAGGGAAGCAAAGGUGAAGAUGACCAUGGCAUUCUAGGACACUUCUGGUCCGGCAUAGAAAGCCUCUUCUUCACCAAGGGCCACAAGCAAGUCGACCCAGUCACUCAAGAAAUCCAGAAGCUGCUUUCUUACAAAAACGAAAGUGGAUGGGCUGUGCUCAGCAAAGGGUCUUCUAUGUUGCUCACUGGCCAUGGAGUGUCAAUCCUAAGGGUCAUAGAGGACUUUGACAAAUGGAAGGACCAUGUGAAAGAGAAAGGCUUUGAGUUUUGUUUCAAAGCAUACCAUGAGAAGGUUCGUCUUGCAACUCGACCUUGCUGCCGCCUAGAUAUUCCAGGCUCUACCGGGAAGGUCCCAGACACAAUGAAAUGCCCGGAUUGCCACCGUAGCAUGGAGACUUUUAUCAGUUACAAGUGCUGCCACAUUGAUGGCCCUAAUGCACAUCAUUAA